UUACAAAAUAAAAUUUUAAGUAUUUUUAAUUUCACUUUUAUAUUAAUUUUUAUAAUUAAAAAUAAUAAAUAUUUUAAAAUGCGUGAAAUAGUUCAUAUUCAAGUAGGGCAAUGCGGCAAUCAAAUUGGCUCAAAGUUUUGGGAAGUAAUAAAUAAUGAACACGGUAUUGAUGCGACAGGUGAAUAUCACGGAGACUCCGAUUUACAAUUAGAAAGAAUAGAUGUUUAUUACAACAAAGCAACCGGUGGCAAAUAUGUUCCGCGAGCGAUUCUCGUGGACUUGGAGCCUGGAACUAUGGAUUCAGUUCGUUCGGGACCGUAUGGACAAAUUUUCCGUCCCGAUAAUUUCGUGUUUGGGCAGUCAGGAGCAGGCAACAAUUGGGCUAAAGGCCACUACACAGAAGGCGGCGAAGUUGUGGAUUCAGUGUUAGAAGUAGUGAGGAAAGAAUCCGAAGCCUGUGAUUGUCUGCAGGGUUUCCAGAUGACUCACUCACUUGGGGGUGGAACCGGGUCAGGUUUGGGAACGCUGCUUAUUUCUAAAAUACGUGACCACUAUCCUGAUAGAAUGAUGGCCACAUUUUCAGUAGUACCGUCGCCAAAAGUUUCCGAUACUGUUGUCGAGCCUUACAACGCAACGUUGGCUACUCAUCAGUUAAUUGAAAAUACCGAUCAGUCUUAUUGUAUUGACAAUGAAGCGCUUUAUGACAUUUGUUUCCGCACAUUGAAGCUCACGUCGCCCAGUUACGCUGAUUUGAACCAUCUCGUAUCAGUAACAAUGUCAGGGGUUACAACUUGUUUCAGAUUUCCCGGUCAAUUGAAUGCCGACUUAAGAAAACUUGCUGUCAAUAUGGUUCCAUUCCCUCGAUUACAUUUUUUUAUGCCGGGUUUCGCGCCUCUUACAGCACGUGGUAGUCAACAAUACAAAGUUUACUCAGUUCCAGAAUUAACAAUGCAAAUGUUCGACACUAAAAAUAUUAUGGCUGCUUGCAAUCCAAGGCACGGUAGAUAUUUAACAGCCGCGGCUAUUUUUCGGGGUAGAAUGUCAAUGAAAGAAGUUGAAGAGCAAAUGAACAAUAUACAGAAUAAAAAUAGUGCGUAUUUUGUUGAAUGGAUACCAAAUAAUGUUAAAACUGCAGUCUGUGAUAUUCCGCCUACGGGAUUAAAAAUGUCAUCGACUUUUAUUGGAAAUUCAACGGCUAUAAUGGAAUUAUUUAAACGUCUUUCGGAGCAAUUUAAUGUUAUGUUUAAAAGAAAAGCAUUUUUAUAUUGGUAUACUAGUGAAGGCAUGGAUGAAAUGGAAUUUGAAGAGGCGCAAUCUAAUAUGAAAGAUUUAGUGUCUGAGUAUCAAGAGUAUCAAGUUAAUCAAAUUUUAGUAAACCAAUUAAUGAACUGUAAAAAAUUGCAAGUGAUUACGGAUUUUAUUUAA
Molecule: messenger RNA, 1425 nt
Organism: Microplitis demolitor
Lineage: Eukaryota; Metazoa; Arthropoda; Insecta; Hymenoptera; Braconidae
Product: tubulin beta chain
Exons: 3
Coding region: 79-1425 (448 amino acids)
Biological process (GO): mitotic cell cycle; microtubule cytoskeleton organization
Cellular component (GO): cytoplasm; microtubule
Molecular function (GO): GTPase activity; structural constituent of cytoskeleton; GTP binding
Source: RefSeq, a predicted model, not a curated record